ACAGUACGUCAUUUCCGUUACGUUUGUAGCAGACGGUAUUUUGCGCUCUAUAUAUAUUUACAUCGGAGGGUCGGAGGAUACUACUUCACGAUCAACUCAUUUAGUUUAGUUUAUUCAAAACCAUUCCUUACAAUAUGACAUACAAUCAGUACGCCCAGGGCCCAACUGUUGUCAAAAUAGGACGGAGUAUUUCCAGAGAAGAAACCAAUACUGUUGUUAGUUUGAGAAGAACAACCACUGGAAAUCCAUGGGGUUUUCGUAUGCUUGGAGGUCGAGACCAGGGAACUUGUCUCUACGUUCAUAAGGUGAACAGUAAGAGUAUAGCUGAAAAGAGUGGUUUGAAACCAGGGGAUGGACUCCUCUCCAUAGCCGGGGUACCGACAGAUGGCAUGACACAUGACCAAGCCAAGAUGGAGAUUUUGAGGGCAGGAAACGAACUUGAUUUCUUUGUCAGAAGAAACGCCGUGUCUGUCGCGACAGAAAACAUCAAACGUCAACAAAGUACGGAAGAGCCCAGGGCGGAGAUUAUCGAAGAGCCUUCAGUGUUCGAUACUGGAUACCAAAACCCAAACGUUCAGUCAAGAUCGUUCAAAAUCCUCCAGGAAUCCCUCAACUAUACAGAUGCUGCAGAUAUUGUUACGGAUUACCGAUCCCAGAGCAUACCAGAGGAAGGAUUAUUGCCCAUGCAAGCUUUUCUCUAGUUCCGGAAUAACCUAUAAUAUCGACACUGACAUGUUUUGACCAGUUAACAACGAUGGGAAGCAACCAGGCUUCUACUACUGUCCUAUGUCUUCAAUCAAAAACUGAUGCACUCUAUGCCAUUUGUGAACUGACAAGAUGAACUCGUGCGACACGUCACCCAUCUGUAGUCAGCACCCAAGUGACCACUGUCAAAACGUUGGCUAGUGUUCAUCCAGGUUCGGAUCAUCACGAGGAGUUCGAGCAAGAGCAACAAAUCACCCUCUUUUCUGAUAUUUUGGAAUUUUCAACAUGAUGCUUCGUUGUCCAGCCUCCCAUUUGAUGAAGAUAAUGAAGAAUUAAUUGAACUUUUAAGUCAAUAUCAACUCUAUAAACAUAAUCGGUGGUAGAAUUCUUUACAUAUAAUGCGGUUGGUUUGAUUUUCAUUUUAAGAAAAAGUUCCAAAUAAAAUGUCUGUGCCUGUCCCUUACAUAUGUUCCUGAAAGAAGACUGCUUCCAGGGUUUGUAUAUUUUGUAAAGGUAUAAUGGUAGAAAUUCGAAUGUGAUGUAUAGAGUAUAUUAUUAUACUAGGCACAGUUAAAAAUUGUGUUUUAUUAUCCUAUUUAUUCAUAAAAGCUAUUAUCAACAUGUUGAGCAAUUUCCAAGUAUAUAGAUGUACAUUUUGCAAUAUUGUAAACAUUUACCUGUUAUUAUGGCCUGGAGAUGAUUAUGUUCUAUGCAUUACGUGUAAACUACAAGACACCCAUGCAUAUGUCAAUGACUUCUCUUGUUGACGGCUUUAGGAAUGUUUUCAGACCUUUCGUGUGAACAAAUGUAUUUAUAAAAUAAAUGUAAAAAUAA
This is a messenger RNA of Haliotis rufescens (red abalone), 1539 nucleotides long. Its product is annotated as PDZ and LIM domain protein 4-like. Gene Ontology annotation, biological process: muscle structure development; actin cytoskeleton organization. The transcript has 5 exons. Gene Ontology annotation, molecular function: actin binding; muscle alpha-actinin binding. Gene Ontology annotation, cellular component: filamentous actin; Z disc; stress fiber. The coding region runs from base 135 to 701 and encodes 188 amino acids. NCBI's taxonomy places the organism in Eukaryota, Metazoa, Mollusca, Gastropoda, Lepetellida, Haliotidae. The record is from RefSeq and is a predicted model, not a curated record.